This is a messenger RNA of Caenorhabditis sp. 36 PRJEB53466, 1026 nucleotides long. Lineage: Eukaryota; Metazoa; Nematoda; Chromadorea; Rhabditida; Rhabditidae. The record is from the annotation of a GenBank genome assembly.
AUGAUUGCAAGUGUCGCAGUACUCUUUGUCUAUCGUCAUCAAGUGAUUGUAGGGACUGAGCAUCCUAUGCACAUGAAAACUAGAAAUCUAGUACUUAUUCUCACUUUCAACUACAUUCUUUACAUGAAUAUGACAGUUCCAGCUCUUAACACUCUUCCUGCGGACCAAGUAGCAGUGAAGAUUGAGAUACUAAAAGUGAGUCCAUGAACAUCAAAAGGUAACCUAUUUGGUUGUAGGUAGAGCGAUGUCCCCCUAAAAAUUUGCCGAGUCCGGAUGUGUUCAUUAUGCAAACUUCCUUUGAUCUCCUUCCCUGGCUCCUCUUCUUGAUUGUCUUCGUUGGAACUGAAUGUGGUUGUUUGGCGCUUCAUUCUUCUUGGAUUCUGUUUUUCUCAACUCUGUCUUCAAACUUCUCGCGGAAAACUCGAAUACUACAAAUUAAAUUCCUCGGCGCUCUUGUCUUGCAGGUGAAAAUUCGCGGAAUGCGAAUGAAUUAAAGUUGUGUUUUGUGACUCCCCCUUUUCAGAUUGCGAUUCCAACCACACUCUGCUACUGCCCAAUACUCUAUUGUGUUAUCACCACACUCACCGAUCAUUACUGGCAAUGUGAGUCACAGUUUUCCAGACUUGCAAGAUUUCGAGCCGGCCCGUAAGCUUCACCAUGAAUUGAUUGGUUUGGACAAAUUCUGGACAAAUUUUAAGUUUUGGCCCGGCCCGUUGCAAGUUUGCAGUUUUCCACGAGAACAAGAUAAUUUCAGUUGCAAAUGACAUUUGCGUUUUUGUGUUCAGUACACACGGUACAAUCUCAUCAGUUUGUUUGGUUCUGCUGUACGACUGCUACAGGGAUUUCCUGUUUCACUGCAUCCGGAAGUUAGCCUUUUGUUGUAAGAACAGGGGCCAGGUGCAAAUAACUGAGUGAGGAGGAAGUGAAAUGGAAUGAACUAAUGAAUGUCUCCGUUUUUUCAGAAACGCAUCUGUCAUUCGGAGUGACAUCAGUAGAAAUGCCAUUCAUGCGUCUUACAUAACAUAA